Messenger RNA from Setaria italica (foxtail millet), 730 nucleotides. RefSeq lists its product as uncharacterized. The coding region runs from base 206 to 511 and encodes 101 amino acids. The transcript is spliced from 4 exons. Gene Ontology annotation, cellular component: EKC/KEOPS complex. NCBI's taxonomy places the organism in Eukaryota, Viridiplantae, Streptophyta, Magnoliopsida, Poales, Poaceae. The record is from RefSeq and is a predicted model, not a curated record.
CAACCCACCUAACCAGUAGUCCGGCGGACCACCAGUUCACCAGCCCCCAGAGCGACACGACCCUCGCCGCCGGCUUCGCGACCUCAACUCCGAGCGCCGCCUCCCCCUCGAAAACUCAUCUCCCGCGCUGCGCCCAGGCCGCCAACCGGCGUGCCGCGUGUGGACCUCUCGCUCCAUAGACCGACACCGCCCGCCCGCUGCCGCGAUGGCUGCCGCUUCUUUUCCACCAGCAUCUUCCUCAGGCGGCUGGGACUUCACCUGUAACUUUGAAGUUGAUUAUGGGUCUGAGGAACAAGCCUCCAUAAUCUACAAAACAUUAGCAGUUGACAAGGAGUUGCAGCCUGACAAGGUCAAGAGGGAGAUGACUCUAUCAGGCAGCAAGCUUGCCGUGCACUUUGCAGCAGUAGAGGCCCGGUUUCUGCGAGCAUCCUUCAGCGCAUUUGUUGAUCUGAUGGGACUUGUGACGAAGCUUGUCGAAGAAUAUGGUGUGGCCAAGGAAGGGCAUUCUUGAAGAACAAUCUCAUGCACGGCACGCUUGUGAGCACUUUGGAUAAUCUGUACCAGUGGAAAUGCUUUUAGGUUUGGCAAGCUAAGGUAUCAGUGUAUUUGCUCUUGAUUAGUCCAGCCCUAUUUAGAACAGUGAAUUUUUUUUCUGCAUAUUCAUGUGAAUUCAACUUUACAGCAUUAAUGUGAAAUCCACAGAUAAGAACAGGUCACAUCCCGUUGUGUA